Messenger RNA from Astyanax mexicanus (Mexican tetra), 8757 nucleotides. It is a transcript of the gene kif26ab, whose product is annotated as kinesin family member 26Ab. The record is from RefSeq and is a predicted model, not a curated record. Lineage: Eukaryota; Metazoa; Chordata; Actinopteri; Characiformes; Acestrorhamphidae. The coding region runs from base 400 to 6564 and encodes 2054 amino acids. Gene Ontology annotation, molecular function: ATP binding; microtubule motor activity; microtubule binding. The transcript has 16 exons. Gene Ontology annotation, biological process: microtubule-based movement.
CACCGAGUCUGUGUGCGGCAUGUGUGUGUGCGGAUGGAUGGAGCAGUGUGGACAGCAGUAAGGAAAGGAUUCUUUAUGAGGGAUGUGUGCGCGCGUGUGUGUGAGCUUGUGUGUGCGCGUGUGUGUUUUCAGCGCUCGCUCGGAUUACGCCUGGAUUUGAUGGGCACGCGGCUGAUUCUUGUCCUCGCUGGAAUAAAUAAAGCAUGUUAAAGAAGAGCGAGAGCUGUGCGCACGCGGAGUUCUGAGCGCGAGGACAACAGAGCUCCUAUACUACCCUGCAUAUGGGCUUAUGGGAUAUGGGGAAUGUGUGAGGAAAAGGAGUAAUAAGAUGUGAAAUGCCUCCACGGAGCAAAACACACACCUAAACCCGGCUGAGGAACUGUGACCUGGGCUCUCAUCAUGGAUUUGCACCCUUCAGAGGAGCCGUCCGGACCGGCCGGAGGCAGCGGGAGCCUUGCCGAGCUGGGCACCUUCUUCAUGGACUCGGAUAUCAUCUUUGGAUUCACCAGACAUCUACUGAGGAGAAAAGCGAAGGUGGAGGGUUGCUCCAGCGCAGAGUCCUCCUGCUCUCCUGAACCGAGCCCGAGGAAGAGGCUGAAUUCAGCGGAGGAGGAGAGGCGCAGCCCCCGGCCUCCUCCUGAGGGCGCAGGCUCGGAGAGAGAGCUCACCACCAAAAGCCACCUGUGCGCGCACUGUCACAUCGUCGUAGCUGAGCUGAAGAGACAAGCCCUCGCGCUGACUGACCCGGCCUCACUCAAGGACCCUGGUUUCGCCACCUUCCUCCUAGAGCAGCUGCAGGUGCUGGACUGUACAGAGCAGGGAGGGCAUGAGGGCGCUCGGUGCCAGGUGUGUGCCACUCCAGUGCAGCAGCUGAGGCAGCAGGCACUGCAAGCUCUCCAGGAGCCGUGCCACGGCGUAGAAAUGCCAGCUUUGCCCGCCAGCACCUUCUCCAGUGAACAGCCCACCAGACUGACUGCCCACAGUAUGGUGACACUCUCCUCCAGGCCACCCACUUCCAGGAUCCCCCACCCAGCCAACAGCAUGCUGACUGUGGCGGAGCAGCGGCGAGGCCUGGCCUGGACUCCCAGCUCCAAGCCCAGUGUCCAAGUGACUGUGGGAGGCGGCCCACUGACAGGAUCACUUGGUUCUGUCACCAUCCAGGCGCAACAGUACCUGGAAGGCAUGUGGAGCAUUUCCCGGGUCAACAACUUCCUGCCUCAGCCAAGCCCGACACAGGGUCCUAUAGCUGAGAGUGUUCAGCCUAUGCCGCCAGACACCUCCAUCUCUGCUGUUUCCCUCACCCCACCCAGACAGCGGAGUCCUGUCCAGUACGGCCCAGCAGCGCCACUGUCUUCAAGCCAGCCUACCUCAGCUGCUGCUUCUUUCUUCAUUAGGGCUGCACAGAAGCUGAACCUGUCAUCAUCUAAGCGGAAGAAGACUCAGCCACCUGUGCUGCUGCCGCCGGAGCCCUCCAUCUACCCCACCAACUUCAGCAGCAUCAUCCAGCUAUCCCCUCCACCCGCUCCACCAUGCCUGCUAAGGGCAGGCUCAAAGGCCAAGGAGAAUCCCGGCAUGGGCAAGGUGAAGGUGAUGAUGCGAAUCUGUCCAUCUCUUGGGGUUCAGGAGUCGUCCGAUUCCAUGUCCUUCCUCAAGGUAGACCAGCGAAAGAAGCAGUUGACCCUAUAUGAGCCCUCCCUGCUGGCCCAGCCCACCGCAGCCCACCGUCGCACACCACUGGCCGCCCCAAAAAUGUUCGCCUUCGAUGCCGUUUUCACCCAAGAUGCCUCACAAGCUGAAGUGUGCUCAGGGACUGUGGCUGAAGUCAUCCAGUCGGUGGUGAAUGGAGCAGAUGGGUGUAUCUUCUGCUUCGGCCAUGUCAAGCUUGGCAAGACAUACACCAUGAUUGGCAAAGACAGCUCCGCUCAGAGCCUUGGCAUCGCGCCCUGUGCCAUCUCCUGGCUCUUCAAGCUCAUCAGCGAGCGCAAGGAGAAGACCGGUACCCGCUUCUCUGUUCGAGUCUCUGCGGUGGAGAUCUAUGGCAAAGACGAGAGUCUGCAGGACCUGCUGUCUGACGUCUCUUCAGGCAGCCUGCAGGACGGACAGUCUCCUGGGGUCUACCUGCGUGAGGACCCCAUCUGUGGCACACAGCUCCAGAAUCAGAGUGAAUUGCGAGCCCCCACAGCGGAGAAAGCGGCCCACUUCCUGGACGCAGCCAUCGCAGCUCGUAGCACCAGCCGUCCUGACGCAGAUGAGGAGGACCGCCGCAACUCGCACAUGCUCUUCACCCUCCACAUCUACCAGUACCGCAUGGAGAAGAGCGGUAAAGGUGGAAUGUCUGGAGGUAGAAGUAGGCUUCAUCUCAUAGACUUGGGCAGCUGUGAGAAGGUGCUGAGUAAGAGCAGGGACGGUGGAGGUGGUCUGUGUCUGUCCCUAACUGCCUUAGGCAACGUCAUUCUGGCCUUGGCAAACGGAGCAAAGCACGUACCAUACAGGGACAGCAAACUUACGAUGCUGCUGCGUGAUUCACUUGGGAACAUCAACUGCAGGACGACGAUGAUCGCUCACGUCUCAGACUCUCCGGCGCAUUAUGCUGAUUCACUCACCACUAUCCAGCUGGCCUCUCGAAUCCACCGCGUCAGGAAGAAAAAGUCCAAGUAUGCAUCCAGUUCCUCUGGUGGAGAGAGUUCCUGUGAUGAGGGAAGGAUUCGCCGACCACCACAUUUAAGACCCUUUCAUCCACGGACUGUGGCCCUGGACCCAGAUCUGCCCUUACUACUCAGUGAUCCCGACUACUCUUCGAGCAGCGAGCAGUCAUGUGACACUGUCAUUUAUGUUGGUCCUGGUGGAGCUGCGAUCUCUGAUCGAGAGCUCAGUGAUAAUGAGGGUCCUCCAGCCUUUGUUCCCAUCAUCCCCUCCCUCAAUAGAAAGCAGCGCGGAAAGGACGGGCCAGUUGACCGUGACCAUUUCAAGUGCAACACCUUUGCUGAGCUUCAAGAGCGUCUGGAAUGUAUUGAUGGGAGUGAAGAGCCAUCAGCUUUUGUCGGGGAAACUAUAGGUGGUCAAGCAAGCCCUAAAAUGGACAUUACUGCAACGAAGCCCAAAGAAGGGACUGGAUCUCUUUCAGGUUCCCCUAAGGCUUCCCCUAACAAAACACCAUCUUCAACUCUUCAACAGGACAAUGUAUUAACCAAACAACUUAGUUGUACCACCAGCAAACUGCCCAGCAGCCCAAACCACAAAUGCAAAUCUGAACAUUCCAAAUGGCAAGGUACCACCAUGUCAGAUAGAGACAUACCUGAGAAUAUGUGUUGUUCAAGGAUAGAAGGAGAGAAGGACCUGGUAUCAGAAACCUCUAGUCCAUGCUUUCCAGUAAAACAAGUAAAAUCUUCAACAACUCCGAACUCAGAGCCAGUGGUGCGAGAAAAGGUCUUUUUCAACAAAAAACAGCUCCCCAAACCUGCGCCUCCACCUCCACAACAAAGGGACUCUGUAAGACCUAAUGGAGAGACAGAAGAGCCAACUGCCACAAGAAUUCCUCCCAUUGGAAUGAGCCAUCAAACUCAGAAGCAGAGUGGUUCAAGUAUCAGCUCUUCUCAUUUUAGCAGGGUCCAUCAUCUGAACCCCAGGACCCCACUUGAGGUGUGCCAACUAAGGUCCACACUUAGAGAAAGGUGCAUGGACAGAGAUAUCUUGAGGACUACAGUAACCCUCCAGCAACCUGUAGAGCUUAAUGGAGAAGAUGAAUUGGUCUUUACUCUUGUAGAAGAACUGUCUAUUGGAAAUAUUGUAGACAAUGGAAGGCCUUCCAGCAUCAUAAGCUUUAACAGUGAUUGCUCUGUACAGGCCAUUGCUUCAGGAUCUAGACCAGUAAGCAUCAUAAGCAGCAUCAAUGAUGAGUUUGAUGCUUACACAUCUAGUGUGGGUAACUCUGAAUUAAACAUUGAAAUGGUAGCACCCUUGCAGGAGGAAACAUUUGCCUCUCUGGACAGCCGCAGUUCCUCUAUUGGUUCUUGGCUUAGUGAAGUAAGUGUCUGCACAUUAGAGAGUGAUGGAGCACAGUCUGCGGACGUCUUUCUCCCUGAAGGUACACAUAUUGUCCCAGGAAGUGCAUUUUAUCUCGAUUCCCUUGGCAUGUUCCAUAGCAGCCCCCAGAAACAGCCCAAGAACUCAUUGAAUGAUAGUGGCUUUAGCUUCUCAGAAUUGGACAGUGACAGUGCCGCUUCAAGCAAACUCUCCCUUAGUAAAUCCUCAUCCUCUCCAGAAUCCACAAAAACAUCAGUCAGAAAUUCACCAAAACUGACAAAAUCUAAUAAUACAAAUUCAUCUCCUAUCCAGACUUUGCAAGGUUCCCAUGAUGUGCACUGUAGUCUUCCCAGGAAAAUGAAACCUACCUCAUCUCCAAAUCAGAGUAGCAACAUUAGCGAGAGCAGCAACAACAGUACUUGGAGGCGUGAACCCCUGAGGCUUGAGGGCAAGCCAGAUGACCCAUGGUAUCGGGUAGAGAAUGUGUCAGACUUGCCUGUGUCCUCAAAUUCAUGUUCUUCUUCUAAACUGUUAAAAAAUGGAAUUAGUGGCAUACCGCCUAGAAAAGCAGGCACAAACUGCAACAGCAUACCUCGAAUACCCAAAAUGCAGGGGCCUAAUUCAUCACAGAGAGUGGUGGAUGGAUGUGAAAAAUCUAGCUGCAUCAGAAAGGCGGAGGUCCCUAGUAAAAUGCCACAACUCAGAAGAGGAGCAACCACACUUGGGACAGUUCCAGUAAUUCAUACAUCAAUUGAUGUAAAGGUCGGUUUGGACAUUGGGUCGUCGAUUGGUAGUUUAAAGUUCUCAUCCUUGGAAAAAUAUGGGAAGGCAAAUACACAGGAUGUCAGCAUGCUGCCAAAGCAAGGUGGCGUGUCACCUCCUCCACCUCCUGUUCGCAAAUCCAGUCUGGAUCAGAAGAAUCGAAUUCUGCUACCCCCAAGUGCCUUAAAAUCUGCGUAUGAGGCAGCAAAGUCCUCAGGAGCAAGGCCUGCAAAGACAGAGAAUGAAUACGAUGCCCGGUACAGAGGAGACUCAAACAGUUUAAAAGCGUCAAGUUUAAAGUCAGAGCAUGGUUUACUUAAAGCAACCUCCAGCCUCAAGUCCAGAGGGGUGAGAGGAGAAGGUGGACAACUGUAUGGAAGUCAGGUAUCUCUUGAAAGGUGUGACAGUUUGACAUCACUGGGAUCUAAACCGGUGCUCAGUCGAGAGAACAGUGGAGCAAGUCUCAAUGGAAAGUCAAGCAGAUCUAUUGCUAAGUUUGGGUCACCUGUCUCCACCUCCUCCCCUAUCAGCACCUCUCCACCUCCUGGUGUUAAUCUCGUCAAUGUGGGCAAAAAUGGGCAGGUCAAGGGCAGCCUUAAUGCAAGACCAGUGCCUGCUAACGGAAACAAAGCCCGUACAUUAUCUGCCAGCAAUUCCAAAGCCCUAAGUUCCUCAACCAAAUCUCUCACAGCAUCUGGACCAAGGAAUGCCAACCUUCCACCUUCAGGGAAGAGUGCAAUACCUCGUUCAGCAGUGGGAUGCAGCAGUAAACCAACAAGGGGGACUAUUAUGGGCACUAAACAAGCAAUGCGGGCUGCCAACAGCCGUGUUAGUGAGCUGGCGGCGAGUAAUCCUCCUGGGAAACAACUGAAAGGGUCAGGCGACUCUGACAGCGGCAACGACAGUGGAGUCAACCUCAAUGAAGACAAACCCACACCCAUCCCCAUCCUGCCAUCUCCUUAUAGUAAGAUCACUGCCCCAAGACGGCCACAGAGGUACAGUAGUGGGCAUGGAAGUGACAACAGCAGUGUCCUGAGUGGAGAGUUGCCUCCUGCCAUGGGAAGAACUGCACUAUUCUACCACAGUGGAGGAAGCAGUGGCUAUGAAAGCAUGAUCCGGGACAGCGAGGCUACUGGAAGUGCCUCUUCAGCUCAUGACUCUAUGAGCGAAAGUGGGAUGUCUUCAUCUGGACGCACUAGGAACUCCAAACCACCCAAAAAGAGAUCCAAUGGCCUUCAGAGGCGGCGUCUCAUCCCUGCUCCACUGCCAGACACCUCAUCCUUGGGGAAGAAGGCUGGUUCCACAGGCCAGUGGGUGGACUUGCCUCCUAUGUCUGGUCCAUUGAAAGAGCCCUUUGAGAUCAAGGUGUACGAGAUUGAUGAUGUGGAACGCCUACAGAGACGGAGACAAGAGGAGACAGUUGAGCAGUCCAUUCAGGAUGUUGAGAAGGGCUUGAUGUAUUUUAACACAAAGCUGAAGGACGUGGAGCGAAGGCAGCUGCAGAUCAAAGAGCUCAGAGUCAAACAUGAAACUCUGAAGGAAGAACUUGAGGACACCAAGGCCAGACUGAUGAUGGAUCCCAGCAAGUGGAUGGGAGAGUUUGAUGUGGACCAGGAUUUGGACCCAGAGUCACAGGAGUACCUGGAGGCACUAGAGCAAGCCACAAGUGAGCUGGAGUACUGCGUCAACCUAUGCAAGUCCCGCGUCAUGAUGGUGACCUGCUUCGACAUCAGAGUAGCAUCGGACAUUCAAGAAGGAGCGCGAGAGGUGGAGGUGUGAAAACAGGACGGGUUUGAGAUGGAGAGACAAAAUGGAGGAGUGGAAGGGAGAAAGAAACCUGGAAGUCUGAACAGAAGGAUAAAAUGGAAUGUAGCAGCCAAUCCACUGAUGCUAAUAAAGAACAAGGAAGAAACAUGAGAGACAUGAACACUGCAUGGAGGAGGAACACGUCAUCUUCUGAGGAGCGACUGGUACUGGUAAUAUAAUAUACAGUGCCUCGAUUUGUGGGAUGGACUUUUAGAAGAUGAGGAGUCUACAACCUGAGCUAUUUUUUUUUGGAACAUCUACUGUACAGAGAGAAAGAGGAGAAAGAAAGAAACAAAGAAAGAACGAUUGAAUGAAUGUGGGAUCGUCACCAUUGACCCAAGAGUUCUUCUGCUACACCGCAAAGUGCCUUUUGUCAUAUGACUCUUUCAAUCAUUAUUUUUUGUAUUGGUGCUAGUGCUCUAACCAGCAUACCUAAGCCAACCCUUAACAUAUUCCUUUUACAAAAUAAAAAAAAUGAUUUUAUAUUGCAUUGUAUAGUGUAUUUAUAUGAUUAAACAGUCUGUAAAAUACCAUUUUUGGUGGGAUGUUUAAAGGAACGAGGAAAGGAAAGCAAUAAGCUAAUGUUAUUGCGUUUUCCCAGACUUUGCCUUUCUCCUAUACUAUCACCUCUUGUCAGCAUUUUCUCAUCUAACCUCUGGAGCCUUAUGUUCAAUUUCUAGUGUGUGUGACUUUCUACCGUACAUAUCAAAAACAAAUCUGUGAUGUCUUUUUUAAAAGCUACAUUUGUAAUACUGUUGUUAAUCAACCAUCGCCAUGCUUGGUUGACGCAAGCCCAUUUUCAGCUUCGACUCGGUUGCCUUGGAUGAUUUGAGUUGAAUGGAACAUGACAAAUUAUCUCCAGUUCUGCAGAAGAAGAAGAAGAAGAAUGUGUGUGCUAUGGUAAUAUGAUUGAUGUCUUGCGUUUGGUACUGCAUUUUCUCACUUGACUGUUUAAGGAGUUCAGCCACGUUUUGAAUGUACAUACGGAUUUAUAGAAACCCUUUUUCAGCGAAGACCCAAACAAUGGCCAGAAUGUGACAUAUCACAUAAUCUCUACAUAUCAGUUCAACUAAUUUUGCAUGACUGUUUAAGCUGAUCUUAUCAAAAUGCAGCUCAUGUGAGCUCGUGUUUUGUUUACAGAAGCCGCUUCGUUUGGCAGUGGGAAUAUAUCAGUGGGGCUCUGUAUAAAACACCUACAGGCCAUAAUUCAGAAAGAACAGUUUUCUUUACUUUAGUUUUUUACUAAAGGAUGUAAUGAGAAUCAACUUUCAGCAAACUGAACAACAAAUAGUCUCAUAAAAUGCCUUUCAGUUUCUGAUCCUGGUUGCUCAGUGAUAUCAUUGUGAGCACAGUGAUAACGGUUUAUAUUCCCAGACAACUGGCGAUAUCGUUCUCUUACACUGAAUAAACAGCACACUAAAUGACCAACUACUUCAGCUGUUUCAGUGAAUCACUGUGGAUAUCAAACACUUUGUACAGUUAAAGGUGCCAGACAUUGGUUCUAUGCAUUCCUAACGAAGAGUUCUAUUUACACAGAACCUCAAAAAGCUACAGUCUGCCUUUAGCACAAACGGUUUUAGAGCUUAGGAAUCCAAACUUCAUCCUUUAUACUUCUUAUGUCACAGUACGUCAGCUUGUGCAACCUCUCACAGAUACCUCUGUAUUUCUGAUGUCAUGGAGUCAGCUGUGCUGUAUUGUAAGGAUUGUUCAGAAUGGCUGUUUGUUAACCGUCUUUCAUCAAAUAUUUGUAAGCAACAUUCGCGUCAUCCACAAUAAUUUACAAGUCACUUCUCUUGUUCUCAGAAAAUCGUCUUGGAUUUAUUUACCUUUACAAGUAUACACUCUCAGGCCCUUUCUUACAAUGCUGCAUGAGAUUUCUUUUGUAUUAUUAUUAUUUUUUAGAUCCUUGCUUCAGUUUUACAUUUAAUUUUGUAAUGAUGCUGGCAUUCACUGUCAUAGGAGGUUAUGAACAUGGAUUAACCAACUAACACCAAACUGAACCUUUUUUUAUUCAAAAUGAUGAUGUAUGUCAUAUUUCAUAUCAAAUCAUAUUUUCUAAUGUUUUUUUUAUUUUGUAAAGAAUUUUCAGACUAUGUGUAAAAAUGUAUAAUAUGGCAGCUUGGGAUGACAUUUUUUCUUGUGAAUAAAACGUGUUCAUUCUUAUAA